This is a messenger RNA of Rhagoletis zephyria (snowberry fruit fly), 973 nucleotides long. RefSeq lists its product as uncharacterized. NCBI's taxonomy places the organism in Eukaryota, Metazoa, Arthropoda, Insecta, Diptera, Tephritidae. The record is from RefSeq and is a predicted model, not a curated record.
UAAUUCAUAGAGAAGAGAAAAAUGGAAUUGUGGUACUGAAAUGGCGCGAUGCUCGUGAUGUACGGAUUCUGUCAACAAAACACAGUCCAAGAAUGGUAGAAGAAGCUCAAGAUAAUGGCGAACAAGCAUUAGCUUCUGACCUUGACCAACCAUCAACCAGUAACACCUCUGGCUCGAAACGUCGCUUGGCGAAGAAGAAUAAGAAAAAGCCAAUAGCCAUACUUGCUUACAACAAAGGAAAAGCAGGGAUUGAUUUAUCAGACCAGAACUGUUCUUAUGCUACUACUUUGAGGAAGGGCGUGAAGUGGUACCGCAAACUGGGUAUAGAAUAUCUGCUUGGACUAUCAGUAGUAAAUGCUUUUGUAGUGUACAAGAAAGCUACGAAAAAAAAUAAUGCACAAAUACGAUGGUUUAGAGAACAAAUUACUUCAUCACUUCUAAAUUUGCAGAAGCCAGAAAAACAUAUGAAGCCAAAAUCAGGCAAUAUUCAUAUUUUAAAAAUAAAACUAAGUGCAAGUAAUACAAAAUUACGUCGAACAUGUACUUUAUGUUAUUCCAGAAUAAAACAAAUGGAAGGAAGGGAGAUCGCCAGAAAGAAGGCUAAAAGAGUAUACACGUAUUGCCCGGAUUGUCCCCAAGAGCCAUUCAUGUGUUUAGAAUGUUUUGGGAAUCACCACAAACAAGUUUAAUGGGUUCAUUUGUAUAACUACUUUGUAAAAAUAAUAUGUAAAAAAUUUUUUGUUACUGCAAUAAAAUGAAUUUAAUUUUUUUUUCAAAACCAAUUUUUUCCAAUUGUUUUUUGAGCUGCGCCGAAGCCACUAUAACAGAAAUUUCAUGGGAAGCCAUAUAUUUUAUUAUUGCAAUAAAAUCAUAUUUAUCCUCAAUCGUUGCUGUGUGACAUGGCGAGAGAGAAUAAUAGUCGUGUCGGACAUAUGUGUCCGACGUGGCGUAAACCGCAUAGUACAGUGUCACA